AUGAGCUGUGAAAGAAAACAGGCAUUUUCCACGGCUCUAGCUUCUUUCUCAGCUGCAGCAGAUAACAUAGCGCUACAGUUGAAAACUGACAAGGCAAGCUAUGAUCAGGUUGAAAACGGAAACGAGGGCACCCUAAGCGGUGUCCAUGCUGUCCAUUUAUUAUGUAAAACUGCUCUCUCUCAACUAGAGCCUCCGGAAGAACUCUCACGUCUAGGAAAAGAGAAGCAUCUCCUAUUGUUAGAAUGUCUCCGUGGCAUGGCCCGCUGCGCUUUUAAGGCGGGAGAACUUCAGAAGGGUUUGCAGCUUGCUGUAGACCUCGACAGCCCUAUCGUUUACCGUCAGUGCGCUGAAUCUCUGCUGAGCAUUCAGCAGCACCGGCACGCAGCUGCUUUGCUUAGCAGAGCAGGGGAUCCUGAACGUGCAGCUUCAAUCUAUAUUGAGGUUAGACCACAAAUUGCUGUUGCUCAGUAG
Molecule: messenger RNA, 471 nt
Organism: Eimeria necatrix
Lineage: Eukaryota; Apicomplexa; Conoidasida; Eucoccidiorida; Eimeriidae
Exons: 1
Coding region: 1-471 (156 amino acids)
Biological process (GO): cilium assembly; intraciliary retrograde transport
Cellular component (GO): intraciliary transport particle A; cilium
Source: RefSeq, a predicted model, not a curated record